GGUAGACUUAACAGGUAUAGAGUCAUACCCAUAACAACUAACCUAACCUAGAGCAGUCCCAUAAACCUAAUGCUACCAGGCGUGAAUUAAUACAUAAGUACCUUACAUAUCUAUCAAGGUCAUUUACCUAAUGGAUUGGGUCCAAAUAACACCGGCUUCCAGGGAUUUACCGAAUAUUCUCCCGCGCUACCAAAACCCUUCUCAAUAUCCUUGCCAUAAUCAUCCUUUUACAAUGCCAAGAAGUCGUAAUUUACUUCAGUCCAAGAUGCAUUAGGAUAGACCGCCGCUUACGUAUGGCUGGGGUCCCCAGAGUCUCCCCACGCUCUCUGGGUAAGUCGGCAUGGAGAAAUAAGAGUCGGGACGCAACCACGUGUGCCGAGAUAACGGACUCAGUAGUGCACCGUGUAUAGGCCGAUGGAAGGGCCGAUAGACCUGAUUCAGUAUCGGCUGGCCAUAGUUUUGAUCCUAUGACCCGUUCGUGAUGUUUUCGGGCGUGGUUCGCCGCAAAUCUCUAUUUCUCCGUUGCCGCCAUACGAGCUGUAGCGGCUUCAUAAAUAGGAGGGAGACUCGAAGAAACAAGCUAUGAAUCUCUAAGCUAGGAGCCGAGUCACCGCUUUAGAAUCAAGCACCUCUUAAUAUCACGAAGCACAAUGGGCUCUCGUUUACUUGCCUUAUUGGCAUUGUCGGCCUGGCCUCUCAAUGGCUUCUGCUUCAGCUAUGCGACCGGCAAUGAUUCAGGUGUCCCAGCCUAUAGAGACUCUUCUCUAUGUGUCAACGAUAGGGUUGAAGAUCUCCUUCGGCGGAUGACCGUGGAGGAGAAAGCUGGUCAAAUGUUCCAUACGAUGCUGUACAUGGGUCCUAACGGCACGCUAGAUGAAGGGAGUGAAGCUGCCUUCCGGAAUAGUACCGACUUCAUGAUCGGGGACCAAUUCCUAACGCACUUUAACCUCGUUGGCGAUAUCACCGAUACGAAGCAGACAGCUGAGUUCCACAAUCGCGUCCAACAACGAGCUCGAGAGACGCGCCUUGGCAUUCCUAUAACACUAUCCUCUGAUCCUCGACACCACUUUACUGAGAAUAUCGGAACUGGCUUCAAAGCAGGUCGCUUCUCUCAGUGGCCCGAGACUCUCGGACUCGCUGCAAUUCGAGAUGUCGAUUUGGUUCGGAAAUUCGCUGAGAUCGCUCGCGAAGAAUAUAUGGCUGUUGGCCUACGUGCUGCGCUUCACCCGCAAGUGGACCUGUCGACGGAGCCGCGGUGGGCACGAAUCUCUGGCACAUUUGGCGAAGAUUCAAACCUAACCUCUCAACUCCUUACGGCAUAUAUCAAAGGCUUCCAAGGCGAAAAGUUCGGUCCCACUUCCGUGAGUACCGUGACGAAGCAUUUCCCUGGCGGAGGUCCGAUGCAAAACGGUGAAGACAGCCAUUUCACCUACGGCAAGAACGAGACUUACCCUGGGAAUAACAUGGAGCACCAUCUUAUCCCUUUCAAGGCAGCUAUUGCUGCGGGCGCCCGCCAGAUGAUGCCGUACUAUAGCCGUCCGAUUGGCACUCAGUACGAGCCUGUGGGGUUUUCGUUUAACAAGGAGAUUGUCACAGACCUUCUGCGUAACGAGCUCGGAUUCGAGGGCGUUGUGCUAACCGACUGGGGUUUGAUUACUGAUACAUACAUCGCUGGCCAAUACAUGCCUGCUCGAGCAUGGGGAGUAGAGGGUUUAUCAGAGCUAGAGCGAGCAACGCGCAUUCUCCAAGCUGGGUGCGACCAAUUCGGCGGCGAAACCCGGCCUGAGCUGAUCGUGCAGUUGGUCCGCGAGGGCGUAAUAAGCGAAGAACGUCUCGACGUCUCUGUGCGAAAGCUGCUACGCGAAAAGUUUAUCCUAGGACUUUUUGAUAACCCAUUCGUCGACCCGGAUGCUGCCGUUCGAAUUGUUGGGAAUGAUUAUUUCACGCGCUUAGGCAAUGAGGCCCAACGUCGCUCGUAUACGUUGCUUACCAACAAGAACGAGACUUUACCACUCCGUAACGCUGGGCCGGAGACUAAAUUCUAUAUUGAAGGUUUCAAUGCGACUUUUCUACAAAAUCGUACUUAUACGGUAGUGGAUAAACCCGAGGAUGCUGAUUACGCUCUUCUACGGUUAGCAGCUCCUUACCAGCCACGACCGGGAGGGUUCGAGGCUGGAUACCACGCCGGAUCCCUUGAGUUCUCGGCCGAAGAACGGGCGCGCCAAGAGGCUAUUUACUCGACAGUGCCGACUAUUGUCGACAUGAUGUUAGAUCGACCGGCCGCAGUGCCUGAAGUUGCAGAUCAAUCGGUGGCAAUGCUCGCUAGCUUUGGAACUAGCCCUGAGGCGUUCCUUGAUAUCAUAUUCGGUGUUGCUGAGCCUGAAGGCAAAUUGCCGUAUGACUUACCGCGUUCGGAUGCAGCUGUCGAAGCGAAUAUGGAAGAUGUGCCAUUCGAUACCAGAGACCCGGUGUUCAAAUUUGGACAUGGGCUAGGAUACGCGGAUCGGUGUGGGAAGACAGGAUGAGACACCGAAUGACUGGAUAACCAGUAGAUUGACGAUUCUAAUGCCAGAAAAGAAGUCUAAUGAGAAACUCUGGUUAAUAGAUAAUUAAGUAAUAAUAUUCAAAGAAAUAAACAUAUAUGUUUCCCUUCCCA
This is a messenger RNA of Daldinia decipiens, 2656 nucleotides long. RefSeq names its product glycoside hydrolase family 3 protein. The transcript has a single exon. The record is from RefSeq and is a predicted model, not a curated record. Gene Ontology annotation, biological process: glucan catabolic process. Gene Ontology annotation, molecular function: beta-glucosidase activity. NCBI's taxonomy places the organism in Eukaryota, Fungi, Ascomycota, Sordariomycetes, Xylariales, Hypoxylaceae. The coding region runs from base 651 to 2525 and encodes 624 amino acids.